GACAGCGAGUUGAGGGACGAGCUGUGGUUCAUCGAGUUUGGACGGGGCGCCGCGCUUCCCUUGACCCCAGAAGAGGCUCCUGCGGACGGCGAGCCCAUAGUACCUUGCGCCCAGGGUCGCAUCGUCGUGGAAACUGCAAGGCCAAUUUCACCCCAUUUUGCCACCUGUUCGUCCUACCGUAGAAGACCCGUGUUAUUGGGGGCCAAUAGCGUGGCCAGUUUUGGGUAUCCAGAUGUCAGCAAAGGCGCCAGACCCAGGGGUACAACCCUUCCACAGAGCCCAGCGGCAAGGCCGGAAGACUUGAGAGUGACACCUUGGUACGCGGACGAAAUACCCGCGCUUUCAACGCCCCCGGUAACCGCGGGGCACGACCACAGUUCGUACCCUCUUCCCUACAAUUACGGGGAAAGGGAAUUAUUCGGUCAUCCAGAUCUUUCCUCCACGCAAAACAGCAGCGUCGAAGGUGAAGCGCCCAGGCCACCAAAUCUGGGCACGCAGAGAAAAGCGUACAUGGAUUUGAGGGAUGCGAUUGCGCUACUCGACGAAACGUGUCCAAAUCCGGAUGCCGCCGAACCAUCCCCAAGGACGCCGAGAACGCCGCUUACUCCGCAUCCGAAGAGUAAAAGGGCGAGGUCAAAGAGCAGCGACAACUCGUCGAACUACAGCAACGAACGUCUCAGCGAUAAAUCGACCGAACAACCCACGGCGAGGGAGAAGGAAAGGGAAAAGAAACGACCGUUUCUUAGAAAGAUCGGAAUAUCGAAAACUGAGGAUAGACCGUUCCUGGCCAAAUUCACACCGAGGAUCAUCGGAAAACCGUAUUUGGAAAAAAUCGGACCCAGCAAAGCGGUGGAGAAACCGUUCCUCGAUAAAAUCGGGACGUCGAAAACCGUUGAUAAAUUUACGUUCAAUAUACCAACACUGAGGGCUCACACGUCCCCAAAGAAUACACCGGAAGUAGAACCCAGAGAACCGACUCCCUCGCCCUCGCCGAUUCCAAAACUCGUUCCAAGAGAGGCGAGAAGUUCCUUCAGAAAACGCUCUGGCAAGGGACAACUGCAGAAAAUGUAUUCCUUUGAGACCGAAGACUUGAAUAGUUUCAAAGGAUCCAUGAGCCCGGUAAAAAGCCCGCGGGAUCCUCUGCGCGGCGCUUCGUUAGACGAUGUUAUUGAGACGUCUGGUCCCAGCUCGCUUCCGCCCCUCGACGUAACCAAACCCGAGGAAUUCCCAGAGCCAGAACCAAAAUCCCACAGCGUAGCAGAAUUAGUUAAAUGCAGGAUAAUGUCCAGCGAGGAAAUAAUUUCGUCCAAUUCGUGUCUUAGUUCGCCUCAGGAAGCGGUGAGCUGGGGAAAUUCGCCGAAGAGAAAAAACGAGACAAAUUUGAAAGGACCGAAGGAACAUCGCGGUCGCGUUUCCCCUCAUCAGCUCGUAGACGGUAACAAUUUGAAGGCGCCGAAUUCGCCGAUGAAAAGACAAAUAUCCGCAGACUCUCCCGAGCCAAAGUCGAAGGAACUGGCUGUCUUGAGACCCGGCGAAAAGUCGCCAACGAAAUCCAGGCACCUCGUAGUGCAGUCAGGAAGUUCGACGUUACCAAAACAGAAGGCUUUGUUUUUGUACAAAACUCAACCAAGACAAACAUCGGAUGACGGUAAAAGCGAAGUCUCUCCGACGCAGACGAGGAGGCAAAAAUCCGAAGACAUACUCGACCGAAUGGAGGAAAGAGACAACGAUAACAUCAUGCGCGACAAAAGCCAUGCGAACCUAGAAAGACGAGGAAUAUCUUCCGACAACCUCAAGCUCUCGAGAGAAAUAUUCAUCACGACUACUUUCGACAUCGCGUCUAGGUACCAGAGCCAGGAGCUUUGCGAUCAGAGGAGAGAGCUCGCCACGAUUUCGAGGUCACACGAAACUGCCCCGAAAAAAAUGGAAGUGCCGUCUGUCAGCCAAGAAUUUUCUAGAGAGGCUUUCAAACAGCUGCACAGCAAGUUCGAAGUACGUGGUCAACGCGACCUCGAAGAUACCAACCGUCAAAGACCGGCGGGGGAUAGUUUUUCCUCCUUGAACUCCGUCCGCUCCAGACUCCAGCUAUACCAUAGCGACAAAAAGGAGCAAUCCACCAGCCUCGCGUCCUCGUCGAACGAAAGGUCAGUUGAGGGUGAAGAUGGAAUCGACGAAACCCAAUCGUUUUGUAAUCAAGAAAUUGAAUACUUGAGCGGAGAUGGCAAAGGCGAGGAGGAAUCGGACACAGAGAAUAAUACUGCCGCCAAAACGCCGCGUUCCGGUAUGACCGUAAGAUCGGUGCUGAGAAAACAGAAAAGCGUGGACCACCACAGCGAUCAGGAGCUGGACGCGAAAUCGUUGCGUAAACCGAAACGAAGAAUUUUUCACGAACCGAGUCAAGAGACGAUGGAUUUACUCACUGAGUUACGGAAAGUCAAAAGUUUGCUGAAGACACCAUCUAUAGAAAAAUUAGACAAAGCUGAAGAAAUGCUGCCGAUACGUUUCCCCAAAAAAAUACAACUCACAGAUAGGGAAUUCUGUCUCUCCAUAGAGCGGGAAAAUAGCACGAGGAGAGCCCAGGGGAUAAUGAAUUUUAGUCAGGAUAUUGAACGCUUCCAAAAUCCGGAGACCAAAGAGCCGGAAAAACCUGAAAUUGAACUCACACUUCCAGGGCCAGCACUGUUCGAGAAGAGGUGUUUGUCUUUAGAUUACGCCGACGAUGAGAAACCCGCGAAACCGGAAACAAGGGCUAUAUCGUUGGCCUCAGCUAGGAGUCCACCUUCCGAAACUGAAACGACAACGAACUCACUGGAGUUCGGAAUGAUCUGUGAUUCGAAGAGUUAUUGUUCCGACGUUUUCAAUACACCGUCUGACGAGGUGGAAGUGUUGAAAGAAAAAACAUUGGAGAGUCUCAAAGAGCUCGACGAUCUUUCUCGGGACGAAGCAAAAGUUCCCGAAAGAAAUAAUCACUGCGCUGAAGUCGACAUAGCGAUUCCGAUCGAUCAAAAAACUAGCCCGAGAAGACGAGUCCAGAUCCAGGCGAGGACGAGCGAUCUAUAUGAGAUAAUAUCGCCAAGAUCGACUCCGUUCAGGGUUAAAAAAAGGCUGAGCAAAAUAUCCGUUGAGGAAACCCUUAAGCAGGAAAGCUUCACCCUCGGUAAAGUUGACUGCAGAUCCGUUGCCGUACAAAAAAGAAACAGAUGUUUUCCGUUAUAACACUCGAUUUUACUAGCUCGUCAUUAUGUCAUUGUUAUUUGUUUAUGAUGAAUUGAGUUCGGAGAGGAGUCCUAGCCAAGGAAAGAGAUCUUCAAGGCUCUUUUUUUGCCGCCAACGCACCAGUGGGACCACAUCGGAUAAAAACAGGUCGGGUAAGGGUAGUCAGCAAAUUAAAAGAUAAGAUUCACCGAAAACCAAUGUAACAAUAAAAUUUUAAGAAAUCUCGUACAGUCCAACUGGCUACCUACGAUGAGUGCCUCCGGUACCAAGAUUAAUGUUACGUUUCAGUUAUUUGUCAUAAAUAAAUUUAUUGUUGCAUGUAACAUUUAAUAAUCGUUACAUUAUUAUUACGUGAUGUUUUGAUGUGAUUGGGGAUGGAAGGAUCUGAAUAUUUGUGAUUUCAACAUUGAUUGUAUGUAUCACAGUUGUGAGGGCGCAGCUUGAAAUAUUAUUGAUAUUUAAAAAAAAAUUAUAUAUAUAUAUAUACAUGAUUAAUUAUUGUGUGAUUAAUAUCGCGUUUAUGAAUAUGGGUACUGUAUUUACAACAAAAAGUAAUAACAAAUUUUGUUAUCUCAUCGCUGGUGAUCAUCGAUGAUAAUUAAACUCUAUGCAAGGGGUCCAAAAUUAAAAUUAAAACGAAGAAAAAAAAAAAAAACGUAUGCUCUUCUGUGUCCAUUGACAUUUACUUGUGUGUUCGUAAAUGUUUCAUCGAUUAUAAUACCGCACGAUAAUUAAUUACGAACGUUGAUUGAGAAUAAAUUGACGUUUAAAUCUGAAUCGCACAAUUUUCAAAAUCCGAACGGGUCGUGUACGUGUCAUUCGUUCAUAAUUCUUCUAUUGAAAAAAAAUAUAUAUUUCCAUAGUGAAACCAUCUGAAGAUUAUUAAUAAUCAUGAUAACGAUAAUAAUAACAAUCGCGAUAAUGUUAAUGAUAAAAUCCCCAAAUCAAAACUAACCCAUCAUGAAAGGUUUCAUCAUUUUUACCAUUCGGCAAUAAAUAUCACCCAUUUAUUAUACCUGUACACGAUCCAAAAUUUAAUAUCGGAGGAACUUGGACCAUUUUUUUGUAAAUUAUUAUAGAACGUAAAUUUCUAUGGGCAAAGUUAUGCCCCCAGAGAGUUCUGCCAUGUUUUGAACAAACAUUUUUAAAUAUUUCUCUGAAGUUUGCUGGUUUCUUCGAAUAAAUGUAUUAGAGAAAUAGCAAAAUGGAUGAAUAUUAAAUGAGAAAAAAAUAAUGCAAUCUUUAUACGGUGAUGCGGAAAUCUCUCAACGUUAAUGAUAUUCUUAUUUAUUUAUUUAUUUAUCCUUAUUAUUAUUAUUAUUGUGUGUUUUGUGAUUGAUAUUACUAAUAUAUAUUGAUGUAUGUAAAAUUGUACAUAAGUAGCCUUCGCCUGUGAAAGAAUAACUAGUAGUCCUGAUCAAUUUGUGCGAUGCAAGGCAAUUACGGAAGAUUCAGCAUCUGAUUCUGCAGUAGUUGAAUUUACGUACUUCACUGAAUAUUUUUCAAAUGUCACUACAUAGUUUAUUUUUCGAUUUAUUUUUCAAUUUUCAUUUGUUGACAACUAGAGUGUCGGGAAUUUUAUCGAGAUCUGUCCAUCUAGAUUUUAAACAUCUCUCCGGACUGAAAUUGCUAGAUUUUCAUGAAAAUUUAAAUUCCAACGAUUUGAGAAAAGGUGGAUGAAAAUUCAUGUACGGACGUACUACAUACCACGGGAAUCCGUUUGCUGUAGAGAAAAAUUACUCCCCAAAAAUGGACAUGAUAUCUAGCAAUUAUAGAGCCCUUUCGUCGAGCAGUGCCUUGUUCAUAGAUAUUUAAUUAACAGAAAAAUAUUAUACGUGUAUAGAAAGGUUGUUAAAAUAUUAUCGAACUCCGACGAUGAAACUAGGUUCGUUUUUCGAUUCAUUUAUUUUUCACAUCAUCUUAUCGGUAUGAGUUCUAAAUACACAGUAUAAUAUGCAUGAGUAUGUGGUUACUUGACUGACAAUGAGGAUAAUUAAAAAACAAAAAAAGAAACUAGCCAAAGGGUAUUGAUUAGCUAGAAGUAAUUGAGGGUAAUCUGUACCGCCUGAUAAAUAUAACAUGUGAAACACACAAGGUAUUGGUCAAGAAAGUUCAGUUUUAGAAAAAAAUAAAAAAAUGUGCGACUUUAUCAAAAAUAACAAAAUUAAGAAAAAAAAAAAAAAAAACCCCGUCGGAGUUAAAAGUAAGAAAUUUUAACAACAAUAAUUGUGUAAUAUACAGAACGUUGUGUUCCACUUAUUAUUUCAUAGGUCGAUAAAUGAAUACUGAAUAGAUAGAUUAUCAACUUGAUACGAAAUAUUAACUAUACCUAUCUCGAUUGAUUGUUACAAAUAAUUGGAAAAAAAAUUAAAGUAUACUUACGUAUAAAAGGUAUGUUGACAUGUUAAAUAAUAGCGAAUAUUAUAUCGUAUAUUAUUAAAAUAUAUAAAUAUUAGCGUCUAAAUAAGUGAAGUAUAGAUACAUAAUUAUAUAUAUUCUAUUGUAAUGUAAUCCUAGUUGACGAGAUGUGCCAAAAAAAACAAUUUAUUAUAUUAUAUUAAAAUAUAUUAUAUUAUAUUAUAUUAUAUUAUACUAAAUUAUAUUAUAUAUAUAUACAUAUAUAUACAUGUGUUUGUAAAUCUAUAAGUGCGCCGUACCAGCCGUACGUUAUGGGAAUACAUACAUGGAUUCCAAAGUUGGCUGAGAAGGCAUUUAAUCCAAUGUUUCUUCAUACUUUGAGAAGACUUUUUUCAUUAUUAACUUCUCGGAUCAUAGAUAAUAUGCAUUUACGCCGUCGUCCAUACGUCAUAAUUAUUAUUUAUUGUUAAUUUUCUCCGUUGCAGAAAAAGGUAGAUCCUUUGAUGGGGGGAAAACAUAUAUAUAUAAAAAACAAAAUAAUAGAUAAAUCAAUCACUGUUUGAAUUAAAUGCCCUGAUCAAGCCAAAACGGGAAUUGUAGCUAGAAUAAAUCUAUUUUUAUUAGAUAUUUAAUAUUUGUUUCUCGCUGGCGAGAUAUCGUUAUUAUUGUACUUUAUUUUUUUUGUAUAAUAUCUGAGCCGCCACAGCCAUAAUCUGAGGUGAUUUUCUUUUGCAAAUUUUCAAUUAAAAAAAUAACAUACCUUAACAAUUUGGAAAAAAAUAAUAAUUACUUAUAUACAUAUGUAAAAGUAUUUACAAGAAAUUUAAUAAAUGCAGGCGAUUUUUCUUAAUCAUACGUAAUCAUUGUAAUAAAAUAACGCGGUGUUGUCAACUGCAGUAAAGUUACAUACAAAUGUCAUGAUAUUUGUAUAUAAUAUUUCCGUUAUUCAACAAAUACAUAAGUACAUAUACUUGAAAUACGCGAUCUGGUAUGUGCAUGUUUAAUUAAAUAUGUUUGCAUUCAGAUUUGCGUGAAAAAAAAGAAAAAUCGAAAUCAUUGGUACAGGUACGCAAUGUAUAUUUACAUAGCGAUACAAGAACAUAUUUCUAACGAAUGAAUAAAUAAAUACUUAAACAAAUAAAUAAAUAAAUAAAUAGACAGGUAAAUGUGGAACUAGGGUAAUAAUAACUAAUCGGAAAAGACGACAAUUAAAGAACAAAAAACCAAUCGAUGCUUUGAUGUGUGUACGAUAUAUUUAUUAAUUAUUAUAUUGAUGCAAUUGAAAAGAGGAGGAAAAAAUAGAAAAAGACAAAGCUCUUUCACCAGUGCCACCUGUACGUUUGCUUCAAGACGAACAGCGUUCAGUGCGUAAAACGCACCUUCAAAUAAUGAUACUAAUUAAGUACUCGAACGUUCAUUAUACAAAUAAAUCGUGAACGAAUUUAUGUUUCAACAGAAUCCCGCGUUUCGAACGAUCGUUCAAAUAUUACAUUUUACAGAACAAGCGAAUAAAUUUUUCUGUCCAUCAAUACAUGAACUUAAAAAAAAAGAAAAUGGACGUGCAGGCGAAACUUUCAUGUAUCAAAAAGAAAAAAAAAUCGAUAUAAAUAGAUAUACAUAUAUAUGUAUAGAUAUAUUACAUAUACGCAUAUAGGUGUUAUACAUAUUACGUAAUUACUCAGAUUAUGAUUGCUUAAUUAAUUGGAUCAAAAGUUCUUUCAAAUUUAUCAAAAUUAGUGACUAUAGUAAAAAUCUAUUUCAUUUACAAACUUUCUAAUGCUGGAUGAAGUAAAUAAACCAGUCGAGGAGUUUUUUAAUUAAAUUUAUAAGAAAUAUUAAUAUUAUGAGAUAAAACUUGAAAUAAAUUAAUUAAAAACUUAGCAGAAGAAAACGUGAGAAAAAAUCCCUUAGAAAUGUAAAUACAAUAAUGAGCGACUGAUAGACGUUUUGUAAAAGUGUGUGAUACGUGAUUAUAACGAUUGGUACGUUACUGUAAAUAAUAAAUAGGUUGUAUAUUGUA
Messenger RNA from Athalia rosae (coleseed sawfly), 7594 nucleotides. RefSeq lists its product as uncharacterized. The transcript has a single exon. Lineage: Eukaryota; Metazoa; Arthropoda; Insecta; Hymenoptera; Athaliidae. The annotation marks the transcript as partial. The record is from RefSeq and is a predicted model, not a curated record.